Molecule: messenger RNA, 917 nt
Organism: Cajanus cajan (pigeon pea)
Lineage: Eukaryota; Viridiplantae; Streptophyta; Magnoliopsida; Fabales; Fabaceae
Product: protein DMP7
Biological process (GO): endomembrane system organization
Source: RefSeq, a predicted model, not a curated record
CCAAGACCAUCACAAAACUUACUCUUCCAAAUAAACCUUGUUUUUGGUUGGAGACAAAUGAGCAACACAACGAGUCAAGAACUGAUUCUCCACUGUGAUGAACAACAACAACAACAGAAUGAGAAUGAUGAUUACUAUGAUCUUGACGACCAUGACAUUGACGAAUCCUACUAUUUCUAUGUCAUCAAUGCAAUACUAAGUGGCACUGCAAGGCUCAAUGUUCUAUUGCCAACAGCCACAAUCCUUGCAUUCAGCAUCUUUGCACCUCUUCUCACAAACGAUGGAGAAUGCACCACUUUGAACCGUUGGUUGAUGGCAACUUUCUUAACCCUCUUGGCAGUGUCAUGUGUUUUCUUCACUUUGACUGAUAGCUUCAGAAGUGCCACAGGGAGGUUGUACUAUGGUGUGGCAACGUUCACAGGGAUAUGGACUUUCAAUGGAGGCAAGAAGAAGCCACGUGUGCCAUCAGAUUAUAGACUAAGAUGGUGUGAUGUUUUCUAUGCAUCAUUGUCUUUGGUCUCUUUUCUUGCUUUUGCAGGGUUGCAUCAAGAUGUUGUCAAGUGUUACUACCCAACAUUGCCUAGAAAGGUGACCAACACUCUUCCUCUUGUGGUUGGUUUCCUUGUGAGUGUUUUGUUUGUUGUAUUUCCUUCCAAGAGAAGAGGCAUUGGAUACCCCUUCUUGCUGCAGAGAGAUCCUUUCUACUCUAGAAGUUGAAAGUUGAAACACAUAAUUGUUGCAUAUAAAAGCUGACUGCAUGCAUGAGAUUUUUAGACAAUAUCUUAAGGAUCACUAAAUGAUUUAAAUUCUCGUGUUAACAAAUUAUGUCAUAAUGUUGUGUGAGAGGAAAAUACAAAAAUAUUUCACUAGUUUUUGACUAUAUUGGUUACACAUUCACAACUUGUAACUACAAUUAU